This is a messenger RNA of Saprolegnia parasitica CBS 223.65, 1105 nucleotides long. RefSeq lists its product as hypothetical. Lineage: Eukaryota; Oomycota; Saprolegniomycetes; Saprolegniales; Saprolegniaceae. The coding region runs from base 26 to 1060 and encodes 344 amino acids. The record is from RefSeq and is a predicted model, not a curated record. The transcript has 2 exons.
ACGUCGCUUCGAAAGAUUUGGUGGCAUGCAAGGACCGAGCAGCAACAAAGCCGACAGCAUGAGCUCUGCCGAGACGACGUGCGAUGCAAGCACCAUCGUGCACGGGGCCAUUGCCGACAAGGCCGACCUCGAGGCGCGCCUCCACGAGCUCACGCGGGCCUGGGGCCUCACACCGCUCGGCGAAAACAUCGCCUAUCUAUGGCUCACCAAGGCCGCAACCGACAGCACGGGGAACCUCAGUCGCUUGCGCAAGUGGGCACUUAUGCAGCUCAACCACCAGCGCCACCCAAGCAACAUGUCAUCGUGGCAGCGCGGCUGCCCAAACGUGCUGCCUGGCUUGCGGGCGCAGCCCGUGUGGCGGAACCAUGACAUGUUUCCUUGGAUCAAAACCCUCGAAGCUGCGUUUCCGCUCAUUCGAAAAGAGCUUCUCGACUUGAAGAACGACCCGACGGGCUUUCAGCCAUACCGCGCGCCGACGUGGGCGGGCGUUCGACCGGCUGCGGACGGUAUCGGAAGCGUUAGCCACGAUGCUGGCGACUGGAACGUCUACUAUUUGUUCCUUCAUGAUGUUGACUACGCGGCGCAGCGGGCGCGGUGCCCGAUCACGACCGCGCUUCUCCAGAGCAUUCCGCACCAGUACGAGCACGCCUUCUUCUCCGCACUGGCACCCAAGACGCACAUCACCAAGCACCACGGCCCCACCAACAAGAAGCUGCGCGUGCACUUGCCGCUCGUUGUGCCAAGUGGCGACGCGUGUCGCCUCCGCGUCGGCGACGAUGUCAUUGUCGUCAAGGAAGGCGAGUGCUUUGUGUUUGACGACUCGUUUGAGCACGAGGCGUGGAACGAGCACGCGAGCCAGAGCCGGCUCGUGCUCGUCCUGGACGUGUGGCACCCCGACUUUUCGGCACCCGAAGUCAAAUUCUUUCAAUUUCUCCGCAAAGCCCAGCUGCGUCUCGAGCGCAAGGCGAGCGAAAACGACGCGGAUGGCUUCUACCAGAUCCUCCAGGACGCCCACGCGCUACCGACGAACGUCGACGCUAUAUUUGCAAACGGAAUUUAACUCAAAGCGCUUGAUAUAUUUCAAAGAAGCCCCAUAUUUGCCAAC